AUGCUUGAGAAUGUAAUUGGGUUUCUGGGCAAUAAUGUCACUGAGCCGGCCGUCACCUCCCUUGUGGCACAUGAGAGGUAUAGCCGGAGCAGUAGGGACAGCAACACUGGGAGCGCGCCGCAAAACGUUGCACAAUCUCGUGUCCCUGUUGUGGCUCCUUUUAACCCCUCCCCAACUGCAGCCCUUGAGGAUCUCCCUCCCAUGGCUCUCGGACGGUUUACUCUUGACGGCCAACAGGGAGCCACCCUGAUACGGCCCAUGUAUCGUCGAAUGUUACGCCAACUAGCUUCAAUGUUGGAUGAGAUGCAGCAGAUGGAACAUAAUCAGCAUGUUCGAUUGGAACGAGACCUUGCAAUCUACCUGCUACCAGUGUUGCAACUACUAGAUGCCAUUGACAGACAAGGUAUUACUGAAUGA
Aspergillus nomiae NRRL 13137 is the source of this 417-nucleotide messenger RNA. RefSeq lists its product as uncharacterized. The record is from RefSeq and is a predicted model, not a curated record. Lineage: Eukaryota; Fungi; Ascomycota; Eurotiomycetes; Eurotiales; Aspergillaceae. Bases 1 to 417 code for a protein of 138 amino acids. The transcript has a single exon.